AUGUACAACAACUCGCCAUCAGACGCUUCAGGCCCGUCCUCGAGACCAAUGGCUUCUUCCCCGACACGCCCAGCCGCGACUGUGACUGGCGCAGGAACAUCCUCCUCUUCCUGUUCCACCAGUACCAUUCAUCGCUCUCCUACCUCACCCACAGAGAAGACCAAGUCUGCAUCACAUGAUGACGCAGCUGCCGAAGAUGUGUCGGAUGCAGGAUCAAGUGGAGAACAGGAUGACAAGUCAGGCAAACCAAAGAAGAAGAAGGAGCCAAAGAAGCGCAAAGUUGGACAGGCUUGCGUAUACUGCAGGCGUAGCCACAUGACCUGCGACUCACAGAGACCAUGCACGAGAUGCAUCAAGCGUGAUAUUGGCCAUCUGUGCCACGACGAAGUGCCAGGCAAGGGCCAUGGUCAUGCUCACCAUGCUCUGCCGAAGAACAAGCCGGGUACAACUGAAGGAGGCCCCCAAGGCUCAGCUGCUGGAGCAUCCUCAUCUUCUCCUUCAGGCCCGGUACCCGUCACUGCCUCCGCCGUGUCCAAGGGUGGUCUCGGUCGGAUGUCGCCUCCACCGGUUCCACAAUCUGCCUAUCAGGCCGGUGGAGCCAAUGCAGCAGGUCGCAUGCCGGUCUCCGGCAAGCGUGCCCCGCAAUUGGCAGGGAGAGGCUCCCAGAAGUCGCCCCUCGGCGGAGCAAGCCAGACUGGAGGUCCCCCGUCUACCUAUCCUUUUGACAGCCCCUCUGCAUCGACGCCGCUCAACAAUGCCAACUCACCCACCAACCAGCAGACGGAUGCUCUGCAAGCCUACAUCACGGCAAUGCAGGCCAACCCUUCUGCCACAUCCGAAUUGGCUCGUGGCCUAUACACCUCACAGCCCACAGUCGUCAGCAGCGGCAAUCGCACCCCUUUGGCCGCGUCUGCAGCACCCCUCGCAGCACAGACUAUGCUCAUGAGACCGCCCCCCGAAGCGGGUGCAGCUGGGCGGCAGACGCUAGGAGGGCAGAGCUCAGAUGCACUAGGAAGCCUCGUCAGCGGCAACCGCAACAGUCCCUCUGCAGCCUCUCUUAGCGCCUUGUCCGCCUUCUCCCCGCCCUCGAGCUCCUUAACAGCUGGCGGUGGCGGCUCAAAUGUUGGACAGUACGGAGGAGGAAAUGGUAAUUGGCCGGUCUCGGCCGCCUCGCCUGCAGCCGCGGGACUUGGUGGUGCUGGCUUCCUUGGGCUUGGUGGGUCGCAUGGACCGGCAUUUGGCAGUCAAGGGAGAGGAGGAGAUAUCGCAGGAGGCAAUGAGUACAAUUUGCUCAGUGAAUUCCUCGAAUCUCUUGAUGGUCCGGGUGAUCCCUUGAUGGCUUCUGGCGGCCCCAUGGACACCUCUGCGGAUCGGGAUCCUUUUGCUCCAGAGAGCAAAGGAACAACACCUGUUCUAGAGAAGGCCUCGCCGUGGUCCCCUGCUGACAACAGCUCCAAGACACAGCAAUCUCCUACGACCUCACUGCGUGGAGUCAAGAGACCACGUAACGGAAACGCCGGCCCACGGGGUAGCAUCGCACAGACAAGUCAAGCGCAGCCGAGCAACACCACGGCCUCUGCAACGACUUCUUCGUCCACAGACCCUGCUGCCUUGAAAGGAUUCGCAACAUCUACAAAAACGGAGCGCUUCUUCCUCACUGCGGCCGAUCAAGUUGAUGGACCCAGGGACGAACGUCUCACCAAGGUCAUCCAAGCCAAGUAUGACGCUGGUCUUCUACGUCCCUACAACCACGUCAAGGGCUAUGCCCGCCUCAACUCGUGGAUGGACACGCACGUCUCCCCCUCCUCACGGCGGAGAAUCUUGAAACCACUCUCGGUGUUCCGACCGAGAUUCAGAGCAGUAGCUCAAUCACUCAGCGACGUCGAUCUCAUCUACAUUGAAGAGGCCUUCGAGCGACUGCUCCUCGACUACGACCGAGUCUUCUCCACACAGGGUAUCCCCGCUUGUCUCUGGCGGCGCACAGGAGAAGUGUACAAGGGUAAUCGCGAGUUCGCCGAACUGGUUGGAGUGGGUAUUGAGGAGCUCCGCGAGGGACGCCUCUGUAUCUACGAGCUCAUGGAGGAGGAGAGUGCCUGCAACUACUGGGAAAAGUUUGGAGCAGUUGGCUUCGAUCCGGGACAGAAGGCAGUCCUUACUUCGUGUGUCCUCACUCCCAGACCACAUAGAUGGCGUCCAAGUGCCGCUACCGCUGCCGCUUCGGGAGCUCCUUCCGGCGCAGCUACGCCCGUGGGCACUCUCACCCGCAAUUCGCUCAGUGGACCGAAUACGAAUGCUAAUACGAGCGGGACGGCCACGCCUGCACGUGGAGGAGCGGGAAGCAGACCCUUACCGGAAAACCUGAGCAUGACGUCCACGUCAAAAGAUAAAUCUUCAGCCCAACCACCUUCAGCUGCUAGUACCUCCGCUCCCGCUACUGCAGCUCAGCAAAAGGCGAACAAAGCAGGGCCCCGCCUGCCCCGCCGUCGGAGCAGCAGUGGUAGCAGUAGUGCUAGCAGUGGCAGCAGCGCAGGACCUCCUGCCGGGGAUGACGAUGAGCAAGGGGGCAAGGGAAGCAAUCCCAAUGUCCAGUGUUGCUUCUCAUUUACGAUUAGGAGGGACAGGUUUGGAGUACCGACGGCGAUCGUUGGGAACUUUUUGCCGAUUGCAUCGUAG
This is a messenger RNA of Microstroma glucosiphilum, 2673 nucleotides long. RefSeq lists its product as hypothetical. The transcript is spliced from 3 exons. The record is from RefSeq and is a predicted model, not a curated record. Gene Ontology annotation, cellular component: nucleus. Gene Ontology annotation, molecular function: RNA polymerase II transcription regulatory region sequence-specific DNA binding; DNA-binding transcription factor activity, RNA polymerase II-specific; zinc ion binding. Bases 1 to 2673 code for a protein of 890 amino acids. NCBI's taxonomy places the organism in Eukaryota, Fungi, Basidiomycota, Exobasidiomycetes, Microstromatales, Microstromataceae. Gene Ontology annotation, biological process: regulation of DNA-templated transcription.